Molecule: messenger RNA, 147 nt
Organism: Racocetra fulgida
Lineage: Eukaryota; Fungi; Glomeromycota; Glomeromycetes; Diversisporales; Gigasporaceae
Source: the annotation of a GenBank genome assembly
CAGCAGCCAACCGUCGAUAAUCUUCUUCACAAUAUUAAAAGUAUGGUAAAAGGUCUUCAUGAUCUUGAUGUUAAUUGCUUACAAGUAGUCAAAAACAAAUUAGAACAUGCUCUUAAAGAAGUUCGAAGACCAGAAAGAGAUUUCUGA